AUGAUUGAUGCCUUUUCGAAUGCGAGCGAGGUUUGGGUGGUCAACUUGGACGUGAACGCAUCUCGCCAAGGGAAGGAGACCCGAAUCUCCGAAAAGCGGAGUUCAAGUAACUCUAGUUGUCCAAAAUACUUGGUCAACAACGAGGCGGCUGUUAUCCAAAGUUCCACGUAUGUUCAGGUCGGCGGAGGAAAAGCUCUGAUUAUUGCUUUAAUGGGCGUUGUCCAAUCUACUUCGUCUGUCGACUUCUUGGGUAUGGAGAUCGUCGGGGAUUGCGCCAUGGUCCGGAGUGUUGGUGGCCGAUUGGAUGAGGGGCUUCAACAACAGAGACUUGGAACUAGUUUCUUUUCGAUUCAGCACACGGAUAACCGAGAUAUGCUACAGUUCAAUGUGCCCUUGGGUAUGGGCGUAAUUGCUGGUGCGGACGGUAUCGUGGAGAGUUCCAAGUUUGUUGACUUCCUUGCCUUCAGCUCCUCCACAUUCUAA
Acaulospora colombiana is the source of this 483-nucleotide messenger RNA. The record is from the annotation of a GenBank genome assembly. NCBI's taxonomy places the organism in Eukaryota, Fungi, Glomeromycota, Glomeromycetes, Diversisporales, Acaulosporaceae.